AUAAAAAAAUAUAAGCACGAUGCACAUAACAGCUCAAAGUCCAAAAUUGGUCUUCACUUCGGGGCCGUGCAACGAUUCGUAGACCGUCAGUUCCGUACGAGAUGUCUAACAAGCUGGUUCUAUACACGCACACCAUCAGUCCGGCCGGCCGUGCGGUCGAGCUCACCAUCAAGGCAUUGAACCUUGACGUUGAGAUUAGAGAAAUGAACGUCUUCAAAGGUCAACAUAUGAACGAUGAGUACAAGAAACUGAAUCCGGUACAAACGAUCCCAACGCUGGAUGAUAAUGGGUUUUUGCUGUUUGAUAGCCACGCGAUUAUAAUUUAUCUGGCCCGCCGGUAUGGUGCUGGCUCGAACCUGUACACGGACGAUUAUGAGCAGCAGGCCCGUAUCAAUGCGGCCCUCUUCUUCGAAAGUUCGAUUCUGUUCGCCCGGUUGCGUUUCUGUACGGACAAUCUGACCGUGCUGGGAAAGAGUGAAAUACCGGAGGAAAACUUGCAGCGAGCGAUGGAGGGUUUGCAGCGAUUUGAGAGUCUGCUGCAGGCGGAUUAUGUUGCCGGCGAUCAUUUGACGAUCGCCGAUUUGAGCUGCGUUAGCAGUGUGACCACGUUACAUCUAAUGCUAAAGCCCGCACCGACAGAUUGUCCAAAAACUUUUGCUUGGAUCGAGCGAUUGGCCAAGUUACCGUACUACGAGGAGGUGAUGAGUCGUGGCCUGAAAGCUGCUGGUAAGCUGGUGCAGACGCUUAGUGCAAAAAAUAGUGCGUCGUUGUAAAGGGACCACCGUGUCAGUUGCAAAGAUGCUCCCGGUUUCUCGUUUUACCUACCUUUGAGGAGGGAAUCAAACACCGAACUGAACCCAACCAACCGACUUCAGUGUGGCCCGGAUUAAUUAAACUACUCUCGUCUCAGUAUAUCAUCAAUGUAUUU
Molecule: messenger RNA, 928 nt
Organism: Anopheles moucheti
Lineage: Eukaryota; Metazoa; Arthropoda; Insecta; Diptera; Culicidae
Product: glutathione S-transferase 1-like
Exons: 2
Coding region: 102-773 (223 amino acids)
Biological process (GO): glutathione metabolic process
Molecular function (GO): glutathione transferase activity
Source: RefSeq, a predicted model, not a curated record